Molecule: messenger RNA, 1498 nt
Organism: Jatropha curcas
Lineage: Eukaryota; Viridiplantae; Streptophyta; Magnoliopsida; Malpighiales; Euphorbiaceae
Product: Ubiquitin-like superfamily protein
Biological process (GO): mRNA splicing, via spliceosome
Molecular function (GO): protein binding
Source: RefSeq, a predicted model, not a curated record
CAAAUGGCGCGCUCUUUCGGAUAAAAAAACCGUUUCCGUUCGGAAGUCCGAAUUCAACUGUUACCUUGUUGAAGUUCAAGCCCCCAAAACAAGCAAUUCCAGAUUCUCUACAUAUGUCUCUUUCGAAUCUCCCCCGACACAAGCUCUAUAACAGCGCCAAAAAUUAACAAAAAGCGAAACCCUAACGCUACAAGUUCACUCUGUUUGAUCCAACAUAGAAUGCGUGUCUCCUUCCCCUAAGAAUCUUCAUUAAGAGGACCUGAGGAAUUUCCAUUUAUUGAGCGCCAACCGACGAUCAAUCAUGAGCCUUGUUGAUAUGAGAAUCGACAUUGAUGAUUAUCUCCCUAAGGUGCCCAUCGGCCCUAGGCGAUCCAUUUCAUCGGCGUUGCAUCCGUUUAUGGUAACCGAUGGGCGUUCUCGCAAAAAUAACUUUUCAUACACUGUUCUCCCUGAGGAGCCGCUCAAGCUCUCCGUUCUCAAAUUGGAUGGCUCCUGCUUCGACAUUGAAGUUAUGAAGUCAGCUACUAUCGCAGAACUGAGACAGGCAGUGGAGGCUGUCUUCAGUCAUAUGCCACAAAAGGGGCCAGGCAAGAUCUCAUGGCCACAUGUGUGGAGCCGUUUCUGCUUAACUUAUGAUGGCCAAAAGCUGCUUAUGGAUACUGACUACAUCAGAAACUACGGAAUCAAGGAUGGUGAUCAGCUUCAGUUUAUUCGGCACAUAUCAACCAGUUAUACCCUCAGGAAGAAGAGCACAGUUAAACGGAUUGCUGCUCCUGAGCAGCACAAGAUCUCACUAUCACGUCUCGAUAUCUAUGAAGAGAAAGAACUCAGUGAUAAGGAAGAGAACCUUUAUGAUGUAGAGAAAGGCGUGAUAAAAAAUUAUUACUCUGAACCCAAAGAAAAAAAGCUGGCUGGCUUCUUCCAAUGGUGGUACCAAUACUCCAAGAUGCAAAGCGCAAAAAGAAGUUUGAAGAUCUCUCCCACUAAAUCUCCCCGUAGUUUCUUGGGCACUUUCAGAAAAAUCAUAAAGUUUUCUGAUGGUAGCCAACAUUCUCAUAAGAGAUAAACUGAAAGAGGAGUAGGAUAAAAUGCCCAACAGUUCAUUUUUUAAUUAGCCAAUUGGAAUUUUUUUUUUUUUUUUUUUUUGGGAGAAAUAGAUUAUUAUUUUCAAAUAUUGGAAUUCAAAUAAAUAAGCUUUAAGAUUCUAAAUUCCGAUGGCGUCGAGCGGUGUAAAUAUGGGUCAAGUUUGACCCAAUCAGGACCCAAGUACCUAUAAAAGGCAAAUGCCACGCACGUGUGCACGUGCGAUACGCUUCCAGUCUCAGUCCUAUUCCUUCCUCUUGAUUUUUGUCCAUCGCAAAUUUGUGUGGCGAAGAAAAGAGAUAACCCUUCUCUUCAUUUCCACAGAAAAUCUCUCCUUUUUCGACACUCGACUAAUUUCAGUAUCAUCGUUCACUCCUCAGAAAUCCAAACCGACAAAAAAAAAAAAAAAAAAAAA